AUGAAGAAGGUGGAUGAAUGGAGUAGGUAGAUGAAUACUAGGUAUGUGAGAGGCCCUGCUAAAAGAAUUGUAAAGGUCUCAGCCGAUUAGUUUUUAGGUUGCAUCGGCGACGAGGGUACUGCAUCUACGAUUCCCGGCGGCGGUAGACGGCACCUUACCACUUCGGCCGCCCCUAACGACCACACCAAGCGCGACAAGUAUCCAUCGGUGAAGACAUGGCCGCCUGCUUGCUUUUACUCUAUCAAUCCGCAAUCAGAUUUAGGGUUCUCGCGGACAGAUUUCGUCUAACCCUCUGAAACCGAACCCUAGUUAACAAGUUCAAAGAAUCAUAUAUCGAGAUGUGGGCCCUAGAGCAUACAAUGCUGCUGGCUACGUCUACCAGUCACCCGGCCUGUAACUUCAUUGACAGAAGAAUCGGCAGUGUCAUUCGGAGGAAGAUAACAUUAUCAUGCCCAAAUUUGUAUUACCCUAAAGUUUAUUUUCCUCAAAGAGCUCAGAUUCAUAAAGCCCUCAAGCCAUCCCAAUUACAGAGAUGUUAUGUGACUCCUACUACCAAUGAUGAGCCCCAUUGUGCAUCCGCAUCUAUAGAUGAAGAAGAAGAAGAAGUUUCUGCAAACGGUCGACUGAAUAAUGAAUCAGAAACCUUAUUCAGUAACUGGUCUCCUCCUAGGUACUUAUGGAGGGGGCUAUCCGUCCUAAUCAUGGCCGGGCAAGUGAUCAUACGGGUUGUAAAGGGAAAAAUCCACUGGAGAAACACCUGCCAGCAACUAGAGAGGGUCGGCCCUAAAUCCGUCGGGGUUUGUCUGCUGACCUCAGCUUUUGUGGGCAUGGCCUUCACCAUUCAAUUCGUCAGGGAAUUCACAAGGUUAGGGCUAAACAGGUCCGUCGGCGGGGUCUUGGCCUUGGCAUUCGCAAGAGAACUGAGCCCGGUCGUCACGUCAAUCGUGGUUGCCGGCCGCAUCGGCAGCGCGUUCGCCGCGGAGCUCGGGACGAUGCAGGUUUCCGAACAAACCGACACGCUUCGGGUUUUGGGUGCGGACCCCGUCGAUUACCUGGUGGCCCCGCGGGUGAUCGCCUCUUGUGUCGCUUUGCCCAUUUUGACCCUGAUGUGUUUCACGGUCGGGCUGGCGUCCAGCGCGGUCUUAUCCGACGGGGUGUAUGGGAUCAGUGUGAACAUAAUCUUGGAUUCGGCUCGGAGGGCGCUUAGGUCAUGGGACAUUGUGAGCGCGAUGAUCAAGUCGGGUGUUUUCGGCGGGAUCAUAUCCGUGGUGAGCUGCGCUUGGGGCGUGACGACCCUUGGGGGGGCUAAGGGGGUGGGAGAAUCGACCACUUCGGCUGUCGUCAUAUCUCUUGUGGGCAUCUUCAUAGCUGACUUUGCACUCUCUUGUUGUUUCUUCCAGGGUGCAGGUGACUCUCUGAAAAAUUGGGUUUGAUGCUUUUCUUUUUUAUAUGCUCACUUUUCUGAAGAAGAAGAAGAAGAAGAAGAAGAAGAAAUUCUUUAUGCAUCAUAGCUCAGUACUCCUUAGUAGUAGUGCGCAUCCAGCGCGCGACUCGCCGAUAAGCUCUUUUGUCUUCUUCAAAAGCUACCCCUACACCGAUAAGCUCUCUCUUUUGUGUAGGAGGAAAUUAAUUAAAGCUUCUUCAACCUCUGAAAUUCCUUCCUUUGUUUCCCUCUCUAACCAACCCUUCCACUGUGUACCAUUCCGUACUUUCUCCUUCUCCAAAAAUCCUUUUUUUUUUUAUUUAAAAAAAAAAAAAAAGAAGCUUCAACUAAUGGCGACUCAGAGGUCAGCUCCUAAGCGGCGGAGGUACUCUUCCCAGAAAGCCUACUGCUGAAUUUCAAAAAGACCCAUCUUUUUUUAUCUUUCUUCUUUUCCCCUCUGUACUUUGAGAAAUAAAUAAAAGCCCCAUCAAUUUCUUCAAGAUUAGAUUUUUAUGAUCUCUCUGACUUGGUUUCUCAAUGUCGUUUGACUUACGUUGAUAAAGACUUCGCCAUGAGGGCUAUUUCAAGGAUUUAC
Cuscuta campestris is the source of this 2018-nucleotide messenger RNA. NCBI's taxonomy places the organism in Eukaryota, Viridiplantae, Streptophyta, Magnoliopsida, Solanales, Convolvulaceae. The record is from the annotation of a GenBank genome assembly.